Messenger RNA from Guillardia theta CCMP2712, 810 nucleotides. RefSeq lists its product as hypothetical. The record is from RefSeq and is a predicted model, not a curated record. The coding region runs from base 1 to 810 and encodes 269 amino acids. The transcript is spliced from 4 exons. NCBI's taxonomy places the organism in Eukaryota, Cryptophyceae, Pyrenomonadales, Geminigeraceae.
AUGGUCGGGUCUGCUCUCUGCAAGUCGCUUGAGGCCGACGGAUUGGAAAUUGUUCCCAUCCGUAGGGUGCAUCUUGCUGGAGAGAACGUCGCCACAGGCAGCGGUCCUCUCGGUUGGCUCGGCAUCCAGGCUUGGUCCGAGGCCAAGAAGUCGGAGAUCAUCAAGUCGCGCAAGGAAGGCACAGAAGCCGUGGUCGAAGCCAUCAAUGCAUGUCCAGCUGGGAAGAAGCCCAAGACACUCGUCUGCGCUUCCGGCGUUGGCUUCUACGGCUACACCACUGAGGAUGCGGUCGUGGACGAGAGCUCACCUAUGGGGACCGGCUUUCUUGCUGCUGAAGUAUGCCCCACUUGGGAAGCUGCUGCAAGCCAAGCGUCUUGCAGAGUGGUGAUUGCCAGGCUUGCUCCUGUUCUCAGCAACAACGGAGGAGCUCUCGGAAAGCUCCUGCCCAUUUUCAACCUGGGAGGAGGAGGGAUCGUGGGCUCUGGGAAGCAGUACUUCUCGUGGAUCUCUCUCCGGGACUGCGUCAAGGGUAUCCGCUACAUGAUAGACACUCCCUCCCUCUCUGGACCUGUCAAUCUCUGCUCCCCUCAGCCCGUGACCAAUGCUGACUUCACGUCUGCUCUUGGGAAGGCUCUUCAGCGACCAACCAUCCUUCCCUUCCCUGACUUUGCUGUUCGCCUCCUCUUUGGACAAAUGGGAGAGGAAAUGCUGCUGGGAGGACAGAGGGCCAUGCCCAGCAAGCUUCAGGCGGCGGGAUUUCAGUUUCAGGAUAAUACCAUCGAUGAGGCCCUUGCUGCUACUUUGAAGUAG